Molecule: messenger RNA, 2428 nt
Organism: Amoebophrya sp. A25
Lineage: Eukaryota; Dinophyceae; Syndiniales; Amoebophryaceae
Source: the annotation of a GenBank genome assembly
UCAAAGCGUUUUGCUCUAGUAUCGCUCCAAACAUUGUCGUCGGUUUUCCGCUAAUGUUGAGGAAGUGUCGCCGGUUUUCGUAUCGAGGAAACAACAAAGUGGCAAAAGCAAUUUUGUGAAACAUACUUAUUCGGAUUUACCCUAGGUUGAUUGUGUUAGAGUCGUACUUGCUCGAUUUGAGUACUGAUUCGUCUCCCGCAUUUGGUCUCGUUUGUGUCUGAUUUCACUUUCGAGCGCCCUGUUGUUGUUGGCAUCUUGUACUAGCUACAUACAAUUAGUACACAAGAGUCGUCCUCGUUUUGUUUUCGAGUUGUUCUCGCGUCUUUUUCGUUUCUGUUUUCGUUUUGAUAUGAAUUUUUUUCAAAUAAUGCCAACCACAAAUAUUAUAAAUCGGCGUCUCUUCAAACAAUCACUCUCGCUCACUGUAAGGAAAUUCAAUCAUGAUCUUAUGAACUGCAUUUUCAUCUGAAAAUAGGGAAGGACGCAAGGGCUUGAAGGAAAGGAUGAGAGUUGAUCACAUGUCGUCAUUGGUUCUCAGUUGGGAUUUGACGGCUCGAUGAUCCAAGCCCUAUUGUCCGAGAGCCUGCCUGGGCCCAUUACGCUGGUACUCAUUUUUUCCAAUAACGUAAAUGCCUUGUUUUUGUUUUUCCGUUAUCCCUAUAAGCUUUAACAAGAAACAUUUACAUACUAUUUUAUAUUGAUUGCUGCCUUAUGCUCAUCCUUGUCGCACCUUGUUAAAAAUCUAGUUUGAUACCAGAGGUUCGCCUUGAAUGCUUAUGGCGAGUCAAUGGUCACAUUUACAGGCGGCUGCUCAGCAGGAGGAUGCAUGGUGCCUGGCGCGAGACCAUGGAGUGGUCUAGUUUCCUGGUUUCGGGCACAGAUGAUGGUUUGCUCAGCUUUGUGCUGCGACAAUCGGGAGCUUCCUACAACGAGGGAGGACCGUAUGAGCAUCUGAGGCAUAACGGUAGAAAUCAUCAUGGUGGAAAGAUCUUGUCUAAUUAUAUCCACCACCUUCCACAUGUGUUUUUCGAUUUUUACCUUCAGAUCGAUUUUUAGUCUACAAGAUAGUACGGGGAAAUAAUAGAAGUUGUACAGGAGCAUUGACAAACUACCGCAUGCGUUUCUACUUACGUAUCGUAAGUAUAACUGGAACAAUCGCUACAUGAAUUAAUUGACAACAACUACAGACGGUCAAGUCGCAUGCUUCGGAUGCUCUGAUUGUCUGGGGGACGUGCUGGAUGUGGUUGCGGAUCACUGUCGAAGUCGCAUUUUUUUCUCAAGGGAUCCUGUUGAGGUUGCACUUUUUUCUGAGACUGGUGAGUUUGUUAAGGCUGGUCGAUCACUCUGUCUAGUGUAGUGGCUUAGUAAGUACUAUCCGGCGUACCUCUAGAGGUUAUUUCUCUUUGAAAAAAAGUCAAGCGACUUUGAACAAAAGAAAAGCACUCAACGAAAUAGAUAUAUUUGUAGUUGACUGGCCUUAAGCUUGCACAUGGGACUCCGUUGGACGGCGGUGUAGAGGUAUUUCGACGUGCGACAUUCCUUCGAGUCGAAGCACCAACACGCCAGCUCAACAUGGCAGUGCACGUUGUCCCAGAACCACCACCACCCAGUACUACAAAAAGUUCGACUCGGGAAUUUAUUGUUCUUCCCAAGUUGUAGACUUUAUGUUGUAAUCCUGAACCAACAGCAAGAAGUUCCAGUGCCCCUAACAGCUUUUCGAGAAAAUGAUGAUCAUGAUAAGCACCGAACUGUUUAUUUUUGUGGCGCUGUCCUUCGUGGAGAACAUCAUUGAAGAUAUGUUGAACACACGCUAAUUAGGUCAAUUUGUCGAUGGGUAUCCAGCGGAGGAGUCGGAUGGAGCGGUGGAAUUCGGAGGACCGAAGAUUGGAGCUUAUCAGCAAGUGGCUGUUGCCCAGGAACAAAAACCUUAUCACCAUCAGUUUGGUGGACCUUUACUAGACUCGGCACGAGGUAGGGUUCCUCCAUUAAGGCUUAUUCCCCUGUACUAAGUAGUCUUCCGUUUUGAUUGGAAAGCAUCUUCAAGUUUUCUCAAAGAAGGAAAGCAGGAUAGUCAAAGUGUUCCCGUCAAAACGGGAGAUGAUGUUGGUGAACGCUAAUUCCAGGUAUGAACGGAGGAGUUCCGCAAAGGUACGAGCAGUAUAACUUCGAAGCUACGCCGGACACCGGAGUGCCUAUAGAAACACCACCGGGAGGGAAGGGGCAGCAACAGCACAUUAUGGAUCAGGGCGGCAGCAGUAGUUCUUCUUCUUAUGUGCACCAUCCGACACCGCAGGAGUACGGCAUGUCGGGAGGAGCGGGAGGUGGUUUUAGUCAACACCUACCGCCUCUACCAGCGGGUCCUCACGUUUCUGCGAUGUCCAUGAUGUCGGGAAUGCAAACCGUAGUCUUCUAUUUUACCAUUCUUUAG